AUGAAGUGCUUCAGCGUUUUGGUUGUUUUGGUGUUCGCUUGUGCUUAUGUGAAGGCACAAACAUCUCCUACUGCAUCUGCUUCCGCAUCUGGAUCGGCAACUACAUCACCUUCUGCUUCUAACUCAGCAUCGUCAUCACCUUCUGCGUCAGCAACAUCAUCAACAUCACCUUCCAGGAGAAGAGUUUAUGUAAGUAAUCUAAGUUUUACUGCAGUUCGACGGCUUCGACGAAACACAACCGCUAGCAGCAGUACAAGCCGUAGGCGAGCGCUUAGUAGCAGACGUAAUCGCAACCGCAAUCGUAACACCAAUCGCAGUCGUAGAGCCCUUUUGAAAAAGAGAUCUCAAGCCGCUAAAAUGAGGAGAGGUUAA
Teleopsis dalmanni is the source of this 372-nucleotide messenger RNA. Its product is annotated as spore coat protein SP96-like. The coding region runs from base 1 to 372 and encodes 123 amino acids. NCBI's taxonomy places the organism in Eukaryota, Metazoa, Arthropoda, Insecta, Diptera, Diopsidae. The transcript has a single exon. The record is from RefSeq and is a predicted model, not a curated record.